CUGAAGUCCGGGCUCUUGCGGCAAUGCGAGAAGGAGCUGGAGCAGAAGGGGAAGACGCUGACGGUGAUGUGCGUGGGGGAGAGCGGCGUGGGCAAGACCUCCUUGAUAUCAAACAUCUUGACGGUCCCAAUCUCAAAAGCCCCACCUCCUCCAACAAAACACAUCACCGACAACGAGAUCCGAAUCAAGUGCGAUGGGAUCCCUUUGACCGCCACAUUCAUUGACACCCCUGGGUACGGCGACAUCAUGCAGCUCGAGAAGAGUUUCUACUGCAUCGGUACAUCGCACAUGUACAUUGACCGUCGUCUCGAGAAGGCGUUCCGCAAGGAGAACCGUAGGGUCAGACCUGACAAGUUGGAUCGCUCGUCUGGGGUCGGAGUUGAUGCAGUUCUCUACUUCAUUGCCCCCCACCGUUUGAAGAAAAUCGACCUCAACUUCCUCAAGAUCAUCCAAGGGAGAGCAAGCAUCAUUCCUAUUCUCGCCAAGGCAGACACGAUGACUGAGGCUGAGCUCAAAACCUUCAGGGCACUCGUCGUCAAGCAACUUGCUGACGUUGGUUUUACUUCAUCAUGA
Molecule: messenger RNA, 573 nt
Organism: Guillardia theta CCMP2712
Lineage: Eukaryota; Cryptophyceae; Pyrenomonadales; Geminigeraceae
Exons: 3
Biological process (GO): cytoskeleton-dependent cytokinesis
Cellular component (GO): cell division site; microtubule cytoskeleton; septin ring
Molecular function (GO): molecular adaptor activity; GTPase activity; GTP binding
Source: RefSeq, a predicted model, not a curated record